AUGGGUGUCAAAUUGAAUUCUAGGAGCAAGUUAGCCCAGCUCUUUGAUCUCGACUCUAACGGCUUCGUUCUCACCGCUUUUGACCUUGUUCAGCAGCUCAACGACAGUACUGCGAACUUCAAUUCUGGCAACCCGCUCAUUCAAGCAAGUCUCGCUCCAUCCUUCGGCGACAUCAGCAAUGCUGGAAAGUCAGUCAAGGGCCUCGAUGAUAAGAUGAAGUUCAUGGUCGCAUCCUCGAUGAAGAAACUCCUCGAACUCAAGAACAAGAACAGCCUUUCCUGGGAGAACAUCCAAGAAUGCUUCAAACAAAACAAGACGUUGGUUGCUGAGAGCAGCCCUAAAGAGAUAGUGGAGAACUUUACCACGGAGAGUUCGUCUGAUUUCAAGUUCGAUGGGUCUCCCGAUCCCAACCUCGUUCAGAAGGUCAUGGUGUGGUGGGAAGGCCAGGCCUGCCCUGAUCCGGAUAUCAGGAAUGACGCGAAACUUGAUAUCAAUUCGCUUGCCAAGGUUGUUGCAUGGUCUGGCGCGACGAUUAAUGAUUUCUCGAGCUUCUGGUCCAAGCACGAGCAGCACGAGCGUACUUUACUUGAAGUCGGAGUUAUGAGGUAUCCAAGUAUUGCCAAACCCUACUUCAAGAUCUACAGGAUCAAACUCCACGCUUGGUCCGACUGCACUCGUACCGUGUGGCACCAAGAGGAUAAGAAUGGUAUCCAGUCGACCGUCACUUCUCAAACAUUCAAGCCUAACAAUAAAUUUCUCGACCAAGUCAAGAAGGAGGCAGUGAAGACAGCCGCCGCGGAGAUUAACGAUUUAUUUUCCUAG
Molecule: messenger RNA, 822 nt
Organism: Marasmius oreades (fairy-ring Marasmius)
Lineage: Eukaryota; Fungi; Basidiomycota; Agaricomycetes; Agaricales; Marasmiaceae
Exons: 10
Coding region: 1-822 (273 amino acids)
Source: RefSeq, a predicted model, not a curated record